AAAACAGACCCAAAUAAACAUGGUAUUUACCAGUGUCAAAUAAUUCCCCACUAUGUACAAUAAAGUAUAUUAACAUUGUCGCAAUUCUAUUUUAAUAAUAAAAAAAUUAUCAUUUAAAUCUUUUUAUCUUGAUGAGAUCAUAGUUUAAAUAAAUAAUAUUAUCAUUUACGUUGCUUGUAAUUAUUUGUUAUAAUUAACAUAUAAUUUUAACUGGAAAUUUAGAAUUUUAAUUCGUCUAAAAAGUUUCAUACAUAUCGAAAAUACUGUAAGAAUAUUGGAAAGUAAAUAACGGUAAUAGCCGGUAAAGGAUUGAGUAAAAAAAAAUUUGCGUUGUCUUUGAGUUUAUUUAUAAAUUUGUAAACUGGAGAGAGUAUUUUUUACUCGUUCAUUUGAAUUAAUGAGCGUGUUCCAACUGAAUUUUUUAGUAUACAUUUUAGUAUAAGAUCAUUUAAAUAGUAAAUUUAUUUAAUAGAGAACGUUUUUAUAUAUUACAACUAGAAAAAUGUUUCAUUUUUGUCGUCAAUCACUUAAUAUUACAAUUCCAAAAAUUGGAGUUCGUUGGUUAGAAUCAGUUGUUUCACUGCCCAGUAUUCCUGAUAUUCCAUUAGAAAAUGAACCACUUUUAUCAUAUAACAAAAAUAGCCACGAACGUAAGAACUUGGAAAAUGUUUUAAACAAAUAUUCAAAUGAAUGUCAAGAUGUACCAAUCGUCAUCGGCGACCAAGAAUUUCGGACUGAUGUUGUCAAGUAUCAAUGUAUGCCUCACAAUCAUAAAAAAAAGAUAGCAAAAUAUUAUUAUGCAAAUCCAGAUUUGAUAAAGAAAGCAAUUGAAGUUGCAGUAAAAACUCAACGUGACUGGGAAAAUGUUCCAUUUGAAAAAAGAAUUGAAAUAUGGAUGAAAGCUGCUGAUUUAAUGGCAAAUAAAUAUCGUCAAGAUCUCAAUGCAACAACUAUGUUAGGCCAAGCAAAGAGUGUUAUCCAAGCAGAGAUUGAUAGUGCUGCUGAGUUAAUCGAUUUCUUUAAACUCAAUUGUUAUUUUCUAUCAGAGGUACUGAAAUACCAGCCUAUUUCUCCUGAAUUGAAAAUUUCACGUAAUUCAAUGAGGUAUCGAGGUUUAGAUGGUUUUAUUGCUGCUAUAUCCCCAUUCAAUUUUACUGCAAUAGGAGGGAAUUUAAGUUACACUCCAGCACUUAUGGGUAAUGCAGUUUUGUGGAAACCUUCAGAUACAGCAAUUCUUUCUAAUUGGACCAUCUUUAAAAUUUGUCGUGAAGCUGGAGUUCCUCCGGGCGUAGUAAAUUUUGUACCUUCGCAUGGACCUGAUUUUGGCAAUACAAUUACUCAAUCCCCCUUCCUCUCAGGAAUUAAUUUUACUGGAUCAGUCAAAACUUUCAAUCAUCUUUGGAGUCAAGUAGGAAAUAAUCUUUCAAGUUAUAAAAAUUAUCCAAAAAUGGUAGGUGAAUGUGGUGGAAAAAACUACCAUUUCGUGCAUCCAAGUGCAGAUGUUACUACAGUUGUUAAUGCAACAAUCAAAAGCUCUUUCGAGUACAGUGGGCAAAAAUGUUCAGCUUGUAGUCGAAUGUAUGUUCCGGAAUCAUUGUGGCCAAAAAUUAAACAAGAUUUACUAUCGAUUCGUAAUGAAUUAAAAAUUGGUGAUGUUCAAGAUUUUUCAAUAUUUACUAGUUCAGUAAUAGAUGAAGCAGCUUAUCAUCGUAUUGUUGGGUACAUUGAACAUGCAAAAUCAUCACCAAAUUUGGAAAUUAUUGGUGGAGGAACUUAUGAUAAAUCUCAAGGAUUUUUCAUUCAACCAACAAUCAUCACAACGUCUGAUCCAAAUGAUAAAAUAAUGAAAGAAGAAAUUUUUGGACCGGUUUUGACAAUAUUUAUUUAUAAAGACAAUAAAUUAAACGAAACAAUGAAACUUGUCGAGUCUUCCACUCCAUAUGCUUUAACUGGAGCAAUUUUCGCCCAAGAUCUAAAUUGGGCAAAAGAAGCGUUGAAAGAAUUUAAAUACACUGCUGGUAAUUUUUAUAUUAAUGAUAAAUCUACCGGAUCAGUUGUUGGCCAACAACCAUUCGGUGGUGGUAGAAUGUCCGGAACAAAUGAUAAGGCUGGCGGACCUCAUUAUGUAUUGAAAUGGUCUUCACCACAAUCUAUUAAAGAAACCUUUGUGCCAAUCACAGAAUACAAAUAUCCUUACAUGGAAUCAUAAAGUUAAUUGAUUCUAAAAACCAUUUAUAAAAAGAAAAUACAUUUGAAAAGAUCUACUUCCACUACUAUUAAUAGCUAUCAUUAACUUAAAGUACAUGAAGGAUCGAUUUAUUAAUUGAUAAACAUCAAUUAAUUAAUUGAUUUAAAUUAUUAUUUAUUUUUGUUAAACAGUUUAUCAGCAGAUAUUUA
Molecule: messenger RNA, 2397 nt
Organism: Chelonus insularis
Lineage: Eukaryota; Metazoa; Arthropoda; Insecta; Hymenoptera; Braconidae
Gene: P5CDh1
Product: delta-1-Pyrroline-5-carboxylate dehydrogenase 1
Exons: 4
Coding region: 503-2209 (568 amino acids)
Cellular component (GO): mitochondrial matrix
Molecular function (GO): L-glutamate gamma-semialdehyde dehydrogenase (NAD+) activity
Source: RefSeq, a predicted model, not a curated record